This is a messenger RNA of Lymnaea stagnalis (great pond snail), 2775 nucleotides long. Lineage: Eukaryota; Metazoa; Mollusca; Gastropoda; Lymnaeidae. The record is from the annotation of a GenBank genome assembly.
AAAAGCAGCUGAAGAGCAAAAAAGAUAAGCCAAAAACGCCUGGGUCAACUCGGCACCUAGAGAUGUCCCAUUCAUUUCUGGCUCCAACGUCACAAGAUAAUUUGUGACAGAAUCUGUGUCAUCAGCCAUCACAGAAAGAAUCAUAACCAGCACGAAUUCAAAAUUUAAAAUAGUCUUGAUUCAUUUCAACAGACGGACUAACUUAGUAAUAAUAUAUAAAUUAUUAUAUACUUUUUAAUACUUACUCUAAUGCUUAUAGUAGGUGGAGCAUAUAAAUAUUUUAAAAUUUCUUUUUGUGUUGUAUGUAGUAUUUAAAGAAGAGAACCCCCUUAUAUCCCUGAAAUUUAUUUUCCUCUUUCUCACGUCUCUACAGAAAUGUCAAGGCAUAGCUGCCACAUGGGAAUUGACUUGACAAUCUAAAAACAAUAGACUUGACAACCCAUCUACAGCAGCCUUGACUGCCAACAUUGUGCAAAUCAGGAAUAUAACUUAUAAUCAACGUACUCAACUGGACUCUUGUAAUAGGCCUACUAAUAGUUAAAUUUACGGAAGCAAAAAAUGCCCAGAAAAGACCCUUGUCAGAAGUAUGCUUGUGAUUUACAAACUUGUCUUCAAGGUUUGAUAAUUAAGCCUACUGCUACAUUAGAUAUAAUUUAUAUAUUCAAUUACUCAACUGAACUCUUGUAAAAUAGGCCUAGUAAUAGUUACAUCUAUGGAAGCAAAAAAUGCCCAGAAAAGACCCUUGUCAGAAAUAUGCUUGUGAUUUACAAACUUAUCUUCAAGGUUUGAUACUUAAACCUACUGCUAAAUUAGAUUCCAUUUCAAUAUCAAUUGCAAACAUUUUAUCUAUCUAAUCUGUGACUUAUACAGGUUAUCAAGAAGAAUAAGCUGUUUAAAAAAAGAGCUGUAUUUUAUGGUGUAUCUUUCAGAAAAAUUAGAAAAAAAAGCUGAUUACAAAUGGCUCGCAGUAUUGAUUUCUAUUUUAAACAGGUUUAACUAAAGCAUGCUCUUGAUUAUUAUAAUUAUAUUACUUUCUUAUAACAUGUACAUUUUCUUCCAGUUUGUGGAUGUUUAUACUUUUAAAAAAAAAUUAAGAUUUUCCCAUUAAAGAUUUUUUAUUUUAUAGGUGUAACCUUGAUUUCAGCUAAUGAUUAUCAAGAAUGGCAUUGUGAGCCUGUUCUUCAAGCCCUCUAUGAUUGCUGCGCUCGUUCAGGAUAUAAAAACUCAGAUGUGUGUUCUGGUAUCACUGUCAAGGAGACCUCACUAACCAAUGCCCUCAAGUUCUCAGAAGGCAGAAUCCAACCUGACCCCCCAACUUUGUUAGAAGAGAAACCCGAAGACACUACAAUUGUUUCUGAGAAAUCCAAUUCUCCUCCAAUUCAAAAGAAAGCUAAAUCAGUUUCUAAGGACUCAAAGUAAUGUAAAGUGUGUCUAAAUUAACUUAGAUAUUUUUCAAAUUUGAAAAACCACCAAAAAAUGUAAAAUUUCAAAUUUUGUUAAAAUGUCUGAGUACCCGGUUAACACUAUAAAUAUAAAGAGAAAUAAUUCAUCAAAUCACGCUUAAAAUGAAGAAACAAUGUGAUACUUGGGUUAGAAUUUCUUUCAUUGAUGGUUCUUACUUUCAGAAAAAAAUUAUUUUUACCAGUCACCUAACAGUCUUAUAAUAUUGCACAACUUAUUGCGGAGAGGCUUGAUGUGCAAGUUGAAAUUGCCAUUUUUAUAAUUGAUUAAUUUUUAUUUAUAAUGGGUACAAAAACUGUUGAAAUUUAUGCAAUGUUCAUGUGUUGAAUUAAUACAGGUUUUGUUUUGAAUUAUUUAUCAUUUCAUGCAUCAGCCUUUACAAAAUGACAGCUGAAUUACAUUAAUUUAUUUACUGAAUUUAAUUAAGAGCUUUUAUUUAUGGUUCCAUUUAGAUUGGACUAGACUAGUACUAGUAAGUUUAUAUGGUAAGCAUAAAUUAAACUGUGGAUGAAGAGCAUGUAUCCAGUCCUGAGAAUUAAUUUCAGACAGUCUUAUGUUGUGUUUACAAUGGAGCUAUGUAAGAUCAAUAGUAAACUUGAUGUCAAAACUUACUUGAAUCUUACUGGCACCCAUAUGUGUGUUUCAAGAUAUUAAACCUUGCUGGCAUCUAAUGCUGUGUUACAAGAUUUUAAACCUUAGUUAAACCUUACUGGCACAGUUAUGUUGCAUAACAAGAUGUUAAAAAAAAAUUGUUUUAAUAAGGCAUGCCAAUAUAAUUUUCUUUGGCGAACCGAUUUUCAGUUUUAGAAAAACAAUAUUAAACCAAUUUUUUUUUAUUGGCCCACAUAGUAGUAGUAGGUAAUAAAAUACUUCCUUACCAGGGUCCUUAAACCUAUGAACCGCACCUCACAGGGUGAAUCUCAGCGAUAUCUACUUUCAUUGUUCAUAACUUUUUGGAUUAAUGUGUUCCUCUGUGUCAUUUAUAGAAAUAGGUGCACAUUUAUUCUCUAAUGGAAACCAAUAAUCUGAGAAAUAGAUAGAUAGUUUUAUUCCAUAUUGUUGAAAAAGGAGUAUGCAACUCCAAAUUUUAAAUGAGUGACUUAUUAUUAAAAUUGUUUAAUACUAAAUGUUUAAGGAAAUACAGAUUCAAAUGAAAGCAGAAAAGUGUGAAAGUUUUGUUACUAAUAAACCCUAUCAGUAUGCACUUUUGUUAAAUGCAUUUGUCAUUUAUGUGCUCAGCAAUGAGGAAAACCAAUUUCUUUCAUUAUUUACCAAGUUUGCCUUUUUUGCAUACUGACAAGAUUUUUACCACAA